AUGCAGUUACCAAACAGACCAGCUGGAGCUUAUGGAUACUCUGUGCGUAAUUACGCAUCAGCGUCACCCUAUCCACAAUACCAGGGAAGCCCGUGCUCAUCCUUAACGAAGCCUCCCAGUGGAAAAUCUUUCACCAUUGAUGCUUUGCUCGCCAAGCCGGAGGACACAACCAGCGGCCGGACGAGUCCCACUCAGUGCGGAAUGAAAUAUCAACCAGCAGCACAAGUCCUUCCUCUCACCGGGCACAUGAGCUUACCGUUAGCACCAGCACCUUACGUCUACUCACCAAACAUGUUGCACUCAGCUGUCCACACGCAACCUGGAUACUCUGUCUACUGUUGCCCGCCUUUCAGCUACCAGUCAUCUUGCCGUGGAGCAUUUUACGCACAAGCUUCAAUGUCCAAAGUCAAUGCAGGCCUGCAUUCGUUCAAAACCAAAGGUGGCAAGUCUAAACGGAUGCGCACCAGCUUCACCAGCGAGCAGCUGUCCCGGCUGGAGAAGGAGUUUGCACGGCAGCAGUACAUGGUGGGAUCAGAGAGGUUCCUCCUUGCAUCUGCUCUACAGCUGACAGAAGCUCAGGUCAAAGUCUGGUUCCAGAACCGACGCAUCAAGUGGCGCAAACAGAGUCUGGAGCAGCAGCAGGCCAAGCUGGCCAAACUGGGCCUGGCUGCUCCACCUAAAAGCCCCGGAUCUCAAGGCAACAGAGAUGAAUGCGAUGAGGAUGAAGAGUUCUCCGACUCAUCAGAUGUGGAUAUCGACGUGUCUGAUGACUCCACUGACCAUUGUUGA
Molecule: messenger RNA, 789 nt
Organism: Scomber japonicus (chub mackerel)
Lineage: Eukaryota; Metazoa; Chordata; Actinopteri; Scombriformes; Scombridae
Gene: noto
Product: notochord homeobox
Exons: 3
Coding region: 1-789 (262 amino acids)
Biological process (GO): regulation of DNA-templated transcription; neuron differentiation; central nervous system development
Molecular function (GO): DNA binding; DNA-binding transcription factor activity, RNA polymerase II-specific
Source: RefSeq, a predicted model, not a curated record